Messenger RNA from Cyprinodon tularosa, 1002 nucleotides. It is a transcript of the gene mrpl48, whose product is annotated as mitochondrial ribosomal protein L48. The transcript has 10 exons. Gene Ontology annotation, cellular component: mitochondrial ribosome. NCBI's taxonomy places the organism in Eukaryota, Metazoa, Chordata, Actinopteri, Cyprinodontiformes, Cyprinodontidae. The coding region runs from base 150 to 782 and encodes 210 amino acids. The record is from RefSeq and is a predicted model, not a curated record.
GAAAAUAUGACGUUCCAACUUUCCUUCAGUACUUCCGUUUCCAGCCGCCGCAUUGUAGAUGUAUUUUUAAAAGUGAAUUAGUGUUUGUUUGAAGUAUUUAGCUUUACUGUUACUCAUAUGGUGUUUUUCUUAAAUACAGCGGAGAGAAAAUGAGCAACAUAUACCGGAAGCUCCAAGUGACCGUAACUCAACAGAGAUCCAUCUUGAAGCAGCUGUUAAGCAGAGCCACGCCUUCCAUCCAGCACCCUCUAUUGUGGGCUGCUUGUCUAAAUGAGAGACAGUACAAAGGCAUGCCGACACACGGGAUUGGACGGUGGAGGCAUCUGUUACCCAAACAGGCUCCCAAGAAAAAGAAAGACAGAAGCCAGCAGAGGCAGAUGGUUCCAGCGACCGAUACAUCAUACGGGACUCUAAACGUGCAGGUGUCUGGUUAUGACAUGACGGUGGUGGAGCAUUACUCUCAGUACAUCCAUAACCUCUGCAACCGGCUGGGAAUCCGUGUGGCUGAAAGUUAUGCUUUGCCAACCAAGAGCACAGAAGUGAUGCUAAUGCAGGAGCAAGGCAACAAGACGUACGUGGACGCUGUCCUGAAGACCCACCAACGAGUAGUCCAGUUUAGCAGUUUGGACGCCUACUUGUGUCCUGUCCUUGUGGACGUCCUUCUAAAGAACCAACCAGAGGGAGUUCAGCUUUCUGUGAAGGAGCACACUGAGGCAGAUUUCCAAGCACGCUUCAAGGCACGACCAGAGCUGGAGGGCCUCAUCGCUCAGAUCAACCAAUGACAUUUUACCAUAGCAACAACCACAGAAACCUCAAGCAACACUGUUUAAGUGGCGGCUCCUGCCAAAUGUAUCAGGGGGACAAAUAGUUGAGGUGAUAGCUAAAGUGACCCAUCUAAUGGGUAAAUUGACAGCUACGUAAACCCUGUUUACCAUCAGUGCUUUGUGAGUUUGGUCUUACAAUUAACAUUUCACACUUUUUGAUGUAAAGUCACGUCUUUUA